Molecule: messenger RNA, 4386 nt
Organism: Sitodiplosis mosellana (orange wheat blossom midge)
Lineage: Eukaryota; Metazoa; Arthropoda; Insecta; Diptera; Cecidomyiidae
Product: WD repeat, SAM and U-box domain-containing protein 1-like
Exons: 10
Coding region: 2417-3820 (467 amino acids)
Biological process (GO): protein ubiquitination
Molecular function (GO): protein binding; ubiquitin-protein transferase activity
Source: RefSeq, a predicted model, not a curated record
ACGAUGAAAAGAAUGAUAUAAAUCGUCACUAUAGUCGAAUGUCCAUUGUAUGGUAGUUGUCAUUGAAUUUUAGUGUUGAAAACGUUGGGCUCAUUGAAUUAUCUUGAUAAAAACCACACUGAUAAGGUUUAUCUCUCUGCAUAAAUCGUGGAAUUUUCUAUGCCACUCCAUAUGAAAAUGUAGUGUUUGAGGGGCAGGGCAGUCACGCUUCGAUUUGAACAAAUAAAUUGCAUUCACUGUAUGCGGACAGCACAUUAUUGUGCGCUGAAACCAUGUUCACAGCUCAAUAAAACGUUGACCAAUAUGGAGAAAUUUUUGCUGUUGCUUGUUUGUUUAGUCAGUGGCCUAGGCAUUUGUUUCGUACAUACGGAAACGAUAGAUACAUGGGGUGAAUUGUAUAAUGUUCGUGCUGUCGAUCAUCGAACGGCGAUAGCCCGCGGUUUCUGGUUCCGUAUUCAAAAUCGAACCCUUGCAUUUCCAUCGGCUGGCGAAUAUGAUUCGGUCAUUGGGGCAAUUCAGCAUAUCAGCUAUCAUAAAAACCCAGUUCAAACGAAAAUUGUGAGCGGUGGUGUUGGCAGCAAGCAUUUGGUGUUUAUCAUUCUAUCACAACGUUCAUACGGCAUCGAUUCAACGGUGACAGUUUUUACAAAACUCGACGAAUAAUCAUACGUCGUCAAUAGACACACAAAAAAAAAUUGCCAAUAAACUAAAAAUAGACACCGAAAAACCCAUUGACUUUGUCCAUAUGUUCGUUUUCAAAGAGAUUUCAUUUUCCAGAUAAUUGGUGUAUAUGUUGAAGUUUUGCUCGUGUAGGCUUGUUCACUUGUUUGUUUGUUUGCCUACUUGCUUCCUUGAUUGGUUACUCUGUCUCUUUGUCACGCAGUAUGGAAUUAGAUCCUCUUUUUUAAAUGAAAUUAUGAAUAUGUAUUGGUGUCAUUUCUAUCAACUAUCAAUCAGAGACCGUUAGUUUCUCACCGUAUGUAUUGUAGGCAAAGUGCUUACCAGGUGAAAAAUCGUGUCGACAUCACCUUCAAAUAUAGACAAUUUUCCAAUUGUUUUUUCGUCUUUAUUUGUAUCGUUGAACAUUGAAUGCGUUGAACUGUGCCCUUAAGGUGUGUUCAUCAACGUGAACUACUACGAUUACUCGGAAAAAAAUAUCUUCUUGUUUGACAAGUUUUUCGACUUUUUUCCCCCAUGGAAUUAGUUAGCACCACAUAAGUGCUAGCCGAAGUCCAACAUUGAUUGAUUUUCCACUUGAAGAUCACUUUUACCAUCCAACUCUCCUUCCCACCACUCAUCGAUAGGAAAAACGACCAAAAAGGAAGGAGAAGGUGGAGAAGAUGCUCAUCAUUUUUUAUUUAAUUGCUUAACCGGCUAAUUCGAAGCUCAAUUUGAUAUGAAUGAGUAUAUUUGUGGCAGUGAAAGAAAUGAAUUCUCCCUCUCUCUAUCUCUAUGUCUUUUGUCUCCCUUGUCUCGUUCUCUCCAUUCCAUUCGCCACUCCAUCGGCUCCAAUAUGCAAACGCACACGACAACGACAAAACUUGUAUUGAAUAAAUAAUUAGUAAAAUAUCCGCGUCAUUCGUAUCGUUUGGUGGUGGCCCGACCUGGGCACGGACAUUCUAUUCGGCCGAGUAUUUCAGUUGCUAUUGUAUCGUUAGCCGAUUUGCUACGUUCAUUUUUCUCACGUCCAAACUAGGUUACGGGUUGUGAAUUUUCGCAUUUGGUUUUCUUCGAUUUUCGAGAAAAAAAAGAAUCCUCGGAACAGUCGAACACAAUCAUCCACCCACACACAGACGCACUCACUCCACCGAAUAUAUUAUACAUAGAAAACUAAAAGAAAUCUUUUUAUUUUAUGUUCAUUGAAUUCAAACAAUAAAAAUUGGAUAGAGAUAGACACAGUGUGAGACAGACAGAGAGAGAGGGAGACAAAGAGCACCCGAAUGAUACAAAUGCAAUGCGGAUUUUAUUUUCUAUCGAUCGUAUAAUAUAGAACACAUUGAUUCGACAGUGUGAGAACAAUUUCGUGUGUUUAUGUCAAGGCAAUAAUGUGUCUCUCCUUUUUAUGAUAUUGCCGCUACCAAUCAUAUCAGCAUAAAUUAUUACGUUAACUGUCCGUGUGUACGACCGACGGCCAAUAUAAUUGUGAUCAAUAUUUCCACAAAUCGUUUACCGACUUGUUAUAAAUUUUUUUUUUUAAACCCACCCGGAUUUUCCAUCUCAUCAUUUUCAAUUCAAAAACCGAGAGAGUGAUCCGUGCCAAGUGUGAUAAACCAUAUUUUAGUUAGAACAUUUGCAUUUUCGCAGUUUUUUUCCCAUUUUAUUUAUCGUUGGUUUCAAAAAAUUGUGCUCAACACGAACAACAACAAGCAGAACCAAUUUGCAUUCUGUGCCUUUUUUUUUAGUUUGUAUAUGGAAAAUGUCGAGAUUAAUUGCAAAACAUGUAAAAGUAUUGCAAGAAAUUAAAGCGCAUACACGAGACGUAACUUGUGUUGAAUUCUGGGGAAAUAAUUUACUUGUAUCUGGUUCUAGUGAUAAGACGAUUCGAGUGUGGAAAUGGCAUGUGGGCUGUGGUUUUUUGGAGGAGAGCUAUUCACCGUUGCUUGGUCAUAAAUAUGGAAUAACAAGUGUUAAAGUAUCGCCACAGGGUGGUGUACUAGCAUCAGCUUCGGUUGAUGGCACUAUGAUACUAUGGGAUCUAACAGAUGGCUCAAAAACUAAUAUCCUGUCUCAAGAAAAUGGCGAAGCCAUUCGAUGCUGUGUCUUUAGCACUAAUUUAUCAAACAGUCCGGACGGAGCGAACAUUGUUAGCUCGGAUGAUAGUGGCACCGUUUGUGUUUGGGGACAAAGCAAAUCAAUUACAAGGAUUAUAAAGCGGCAUGAGGAAUCCGUGCAUUGUUUGUCAUUUUCAUCUGAUUCGACAAUCUUAUUAACCGGUUGUAUGAUCGGUAACAUUCGAAUCAGUUACAUGGACAACGACACCGAUGAGCCAGACUGUAUCAUUGAUGCUGCACACGACAUGGGUGUGCUGGCGACGGAUUUUUGCAAACUUUACCAUUAUGAUCCGUCCGAUUAUAAUACAACAAUUUACACGUUCGCUUCAAGCGGAACCGAUCAACUGAUCAAACUUUGGCGUCUUUACUGCCUGCGAGACUUGAAAGAGCCCAAAGGAUCAUCGCGACUACUUCCCGAUGGUGUGAUGGAGCACCUUUGUGGCAAUUCAACGGUUGUGGGAACAUCGACCAUGAACGCUGAAUGCAUCAUAGCAAUUCAAGCUCAUGGAAGCUCAGUGACGUGCGUCAAGUUCAAUGUCAUGGGUACAUUAUUGUUGUCCUGUAGCAUGGAUAAAACCAUCAAGGUGUGGGAUUUACAGGGCAACUGUAUCAAAACAAUGACAGAACACACGAGAUAUGUCAAUUGUAUGGCUGUGAAUAGUGAUUCAACGGUGUUUUGUAGCGGCUCCAAUGAUCGAACGAUUUUAAUUUGGGACCUAACCAAUACGCUCACAUUGGACAGCCAUUUGACUGGCGUUCGUAGUAUUUUGUUCAAUUUGGCCUCGAGCCGCACCGAAGUGCCCUUAGACUUUAUUUGCCCGAUUACGCAUGAAAUUAUGAAAGAUCCCAUUCUGGCUGAAGAUGGAUUUUCUUACGAACGCGAAGCCUUAGAGGGAUGGUUUGAGCGGGGCAAAUUUUCGUCGCCAAUGACAAAUUUGGAAAUAUCGCCGGAUAUUAUGGAAAAUUCGAUUUUGCGUGAGCGCAUUGGAGGCUUUUUGCGCGACAUGGACUUUGAUGCCUUUACAUUUGAACAAAAUGAGGAAAUUUAGUGGAAAUUUUAAUUUAAUACAUUCACUAUUUGUAUGCACAAAACCAAAGAUAUAAAGGAAAACUGAUGACAUAACGCUGUCUCACAUGAUUUGUUCGACAUUGGAACUGAGCUUAAAUCGAUUAAUUUUCUUUUUAUUUUCUAACUCUUGCAAAGAAUCAACCGAAUUCAUUGAAACAAACCGAAAAAUAAGUUAAAACAAACAAACAAAAAAUGGUAUCUUUACAAUAAAUGUGUGGCACUUUCAAUUAUGAAAAUGCUAGAAACAAUUGCCCAAUUUUCAAUUCGAAAAAAAAAACAAAUAAAACUUGUCUAUAAAUUCCGAUAAAAAUGUGCAAAAAUGCAGUGGAAAAAGUCAUGGUUUUAACAAGAGAGAGAGAGAGAGAGAGAGAGAGAGUGAAAUUAAGAAAAAACUGAUGAUCAAAGAGACAAAACAUCUUUAACCGAAAAUAAAAUAUAUCUUACCUUGGUUAUAAUUAGCUGUCAUUUUUAUGUUACGUAAUUGCUUGCACAUUCAGUGCGAGUGCUGUAUUUAAAUACAAAAUAAAUCUAAAAGCACUUUGUACC